Frankliniella occidentalis (western flower thrips) is the source of this 981-nucleotide messenger RNA. RefSeq names its product glycine cleavage system H protein, mitochondrial (gene ppl). The record is from RefSeq and is a predicted model, not a curated record. Gene Ontology annotation, cellular component: cytoplasm; mitochondrion; glycine cleavage complex. Gene Ontology annotation, biological process: protein lipoylation; glycine decarboxylation via glycine cleavage system. The transcript has 5 exons. The coding region runs from base 152 to 679 and encodes 175 amino acids. Lineage: Eukaryota; Metazoa; Arthropoda; Insecta; Thysanoptera; Thripidae.
UUGGAGCAGACGAAGUGUGGGCCUCGAGCAGACGACCGCCAGGAUCAGAUGAUCAGUUCGCUUUGGAUGAGUUUGGUGUGAAAUACAGAGCGUUCAAAGUACAUGUGAGGACGCGUCGCUGUUUCAGAGGAUAAAUCAUUGCAAGUGGAAAAUGGUGUCUGGAGUUCACGUUCUGAGAGCGACGCAGCGUGCCGGCCGGGCGUAUCAGGUGGCCAAGUGUCUAACCAACAACUCCACAUCGAGACUCAGCACUAGAGACUGGGAUUUGUGCCACAGGCGCUUAUUCAGCUCGUCAGAAACUCUCCUGGGACGCAAGUACACGGAUAAACAUGAGUGGAUUCAGAUGGAUGGGAAAAUUGGUACCGUUGGAAUCUCACAUUACGCUCAGGAUGCCUUAGGUGAUGUUGUUUAUGCUCAGCUCCCAGAUGUUGGACAGGAUGUUACACAGAAAGAGGAAUGUGGUGCAUUAGAAAGUGUUAAAGCUGCCUCCGAACUAUACAGUCCUGUAUCAGGAAAAGUGGUAGAAAAAAAUGCAGCAGUCGAAGAGAAACCUGGUCUUAUUAACAUGUCUUGUUAUGAAAAAGGUUGGUUAUUUAAAGUAGAACUGAGUAAACCAGGAGAAGUCGAUGAGUUAAUGGAUGAAGACCAGUAUCAACAGUUUCUUAAGAGUAACGAUUAACUGAAAUAGUACUACAUAUUUUCAAACACCUUUGACAAAACAGCAUGCCUGUGUCUGUGUAAGGUAAAUGUAAAUGUACCCUUUGCAAAGAAUGUAUUGCCCCUCAUACAGUUGAAUGAUGUUCAUUGUUAUAUGGACCCUAGGUAGGGCUCAAGCUUUUACUAGAGAGGAUAAGGAUGAGAAAAAGAAGUGGAUGCAAGGUCUGUUCUGUAAAAAUUCUCUUUAAGCUAGUCAUAUUAUUUAAAAUAUAUAUAUUCAAUUGUACAGAAAUGAAUUUUAAUAAUUACAGAAUUUUAAUAACA